AUGGUCGGGCAUCUGGAACAUAUAAGAAAGUUAUGGACGUCAACUUGGACUGAUAACCUAGUCAGUCAAAGUCAUAUGAGGCUAAGAUGGGGACGCAGCUACAUGUCUUUGGGCAUUUACUCCUUACUUCAAAACAACGUUGGGCGGAGCAAGGCCCUUUGGGUUCUACUCUCCUGUGGCCCGGGCGCCUUUGAGGCCCGGGACGACAGUUUACUUAACCGGUUUCUGUCAGAGAAAAGGAUUCUCAGGGUUACCAGACGCUCCUCCCCUCUCUACCACUUUACACAAAUUGAAUUAGAUGAAUGCGAUAGACAAUAUGGCGACGAAGCUGCUGGCGUUCGUGAACAACCUGCAGCAGAACCUGAGCACGGAGCGCCAACUCGAGAUGUUCCCGGAGACGUGGCAACAUUUGUGCCAUAUUCUUCACCAGGGAAAACACGUCGUCUACUGGCAAGGAGAAAUUCGCAAGCAAUUAACAGAUGCAUAAAGAAAGUUCAUUCUAAUGUUAAAGCUGAGCUCUGCAUAUAUGAAUCCGACCUCUAUUACUAUCUUGUAUCCUUUGUUGUAAAAUUUACUGUACAAGAAUUGACAGCAUUAAAACAGACUCUUUCCAGUAAAGAUUCAGAAAGUAAUGUAUUCAAGACGCAGAGUCAACAGAAGGAUAGUGAAUUAACAAAGUUGCGCAGUGAACUAGAGACCAAAACAAGAGAGUUGCAAGUUGCACAGACUGUUGCAACACAACUCAAACUGAAUGUGACUAAGCAGAUUGCUGAUGUUACAAAGCGGUUGGAUGACAAGAAACAAAUGUAUGAAAGUCGUGUCACUCAGCUUGAGAAGGAACGUGAUCAUUUAUCUCGUGAGGUGGAAAUGGUCAAUAAGAAGUUGCAGAUUCAGCAAAGGCAACUUGAGAACCUUCAGAAACAGGCAGCUGGGACUUCUAAACCAUCAACAAGUGGAGUGCCUUCAGAAAAAACAGGAUUUGAGCCUCCUCCAACAGCCAACAUAAAACCAAUGAAUGCCCCAGUUGCUCCUUCAGCCUCACCAAGGUCCCAGACAGCAACCCAAGUCGUUCCACCAUCCAGGGCCAUUCCCACUGCCAGUAUUCGACCUAUGGCUCCUCCUUCUGGAGGCUCUGCUCCUCCCCAGGGAUCAACAGUGGUUGUUGUAUCACCACUAGAAACUCAUAGUGAUGGUAUGGUUUCUUCCACUGUGACUCUCCCUCAAGCCACAGUUACUCCAACUCCUGCUAUUUCUGCACCAACCUUGCUGACAACAGCUACUACAACCCCUGCUGCCACCACAAUGACUAGCACAUUAACUGCUACUGUAUCACCUACUCCAGCAUCUGCCUCUCUAACCACUCCUGUGGCUCCAGCUGUUGCCCUACCAUCCACACCUUCCUCCCAGUCAACGCAACCUUCUGCUUCACAGUCCACUUUGGCCAGUCAGUCAUCUUCAGUAUCACAGUCAUCUGCAAUUGCAGAAUCAACUCCAGCUUCUCAACCUACAUCUAGUGGUCCAACAGUUCAGAUGUCCAAGUCAUCAGGUCAUCUUCAGACUGCUGCUGCUGCCUCAUCGACAGGGACUGCUCAGUCCACUUUGGCAAGUCAAUCUUCGUCAAGUGGCCAAUCGGGAACAGCCAGCACUUCUAUUGUAGUGCCAAUUGUGUCUGCAGUGCCAGCAUCUCCUGCACAGCAUGCUAGGCAGGACACUCAAGAGGUAUCAGCUGAUGCUUUGGUCUCACAAGCUAUUGCCCUUGUAUCACCACUCAGCUCGCAGGAAGUUGCAGGACCUUCCAGUGCUGGUUCUGCAAAGAGAAAAUUGGAGCCAGCAGAGGCAACAACUAAAGAAGCAAAGAGAGCAUGUGUAGAAGAUGAUGAAGCUGGUCCUUCAUCCUCACAUGGAGGACAGGAAAAUGAGGAGGAGCAGAGUGUUACUCCUGAAGAUCAUGAUACUGUAGUUGUAGACUCAGAUGGUGAAGAGCCUGACCAAGAGUAUAUUGAUCAAGGGGAAGAUGAUGAUGAAGAUGAAGAUGAAGAAGAGGAUGAAGAUGACGAUGAUGAAGCAAUUGAAGAUGAAGAUCAAAUGGAUGAUGAGGAUGAAGAUAUUAGAGUCAUUGAAGACAAUGAAGAUGACAUAGAAAGGGAUGAUGGAAGUCGUGGCUUCAGUGUAGGAAAUAACCAAGAAGGCAGGGAGGCUAGUGAGGAUAUGAGAAGUGCUGAUGCUGAGGCUGAAGCUGCUUCAGAAACAUCUGCACAUGUUGACGAAUCAAACAACGAAUCCCCAGAUGCCCCUAGUGAGAGCCAGAGACCUCAGCCAUCUGGUGGAUCAAGUCAGCCUUCUUCAUCAGGUCAAAAUGAGGGACCCUCUCAGACUAGCCCAGGGGUCCCCCUUGGCCUCCCCAGGCCUGUUGUUCGGCAGGAAAGACCAGUUGGCCGUCAGAACUUGGCACCUUUCAGUCAACUACCUCACUAUGAAGAGGGUGGUGAUGACAGCAUUGUACCAUCGACACCAACUCUGUUUGUCCCGAGGCGUGGAGAUGGGUUCUCUGAAGCAGUAAGCUCUCCACAGGUUCCAUCUGGUGGAUUUGUGUUUGGCUCUAAUGCAGAAGUUGCAAACCCACCUCAGACAAGUGGAUUGGCUCAGAUGGCAGAGGGAGGUUUAAUAGAUGACACACGCAUUGAUUUGGGUCUUGAUGAAGGAAAUAGAUCUCAGCCCACCACCCCGCUAAGGAGAUCUCCUACAGCUGAACUUGGAGCUGAAGGUGGAGUGAGUACUAGUGAGGGAGAGUCAACGCGUGAACCACCAACAGUUCUAGUGACAGGAGGUGAACAGUCCAGUGGGGAAACAUCACGUGAUUGUGAAGACAACUUCACAGAGGCAGAUUCCAUGGCUGUUGACAUUGGGGAUGACAAUGAAGUAGAGGAAGAAGAAGAAGAGGAUGAGGAUGAUGAUGUGGAGGAAGGAGAGCAUGAUGAUGUGAUUGAUGUGGAGGGUGAUGAAGAUGGAAAUGAUGAAGAGGAGAGCCAGGGAGGUGAAAAUGAGGAGAGAGAAGGAAGCAGUGAGAUGGAGCAACCUUCUGCGGAUGUGUCAAGCGCCCCUUCAUCCACUCCAAGUUCACCCUCCAAUCCAGCUCGAAGAAUCACGCCUAUUACAUGGGAUAACUCCCCACAGAGAAUGCGAGCAGAUAGAGGUCGUGGCUUCAUGGGCAUGCCAGGAGGACGAGGCCUCCUGAGGGGCAGAGGAUUCCCCCACAGCAUGAGAGGUGCUCCCCUCUUGCGUGGGCCCCAGCGUGCCAGGCGAUCGCGUCCAGGGUCCUUUUCAAGAGGAGGAAUGUAAUUGGGGAUGAUGUGACUAUUUUUUUCCAUUGUGUAUGUUGCCAGGAUGUAUAGGCAUGAGAGUGUGUGUUAUAGUUAUUUACUGGAAAGAAGAAAGGGGAUUGUGGUGUUAUAACAGGGAAAUGCAGUUUGUGUACUUCUAUUUUCUUUUGAGAUAUUUCAAGAUUAGAAUCAUGGAGACAUUGAAAUAUGGAUAGGGAAGAUAUAGCAAACAGAGCUAAUCUCUGUUCUAAGGUCCCAGAGACAUAGUAGUCGUGAGAAUUUUAAACUGUUAGGUAAUACAUCUUGCCCUAUGAUGCUUUAACAGUCUCAUCAUUAUUUUCAUAUGAAGAUACAAAGUGGGUGCUUUGCCAAAUGUACCUUUAAGAACAGUUAGCUGUAAAGUAGGGUUGGAUAUUAUCAUCAUAUUUGUCGUGACAGCCAAUAAAGUCCAUCUUAUCUCCAUUUCUGUUAUCCUUAUUAUUAAUUUUAUUUUUAUUAUUAUUAUUAUUAUUAUUAUUAUUAUUGUUAUUAUUAUAAUAAUCAUUAUUAUUAUUAUUAUUAUUAUUAUUAUUAUUAUUAUUAUUAUGAUAAUCAUUAUUAUUAUUAUUAUUAUUAUUGUUAUUAUCAUCAUCAUUAUUAUCAUUCUUGUUAUUAUUAUUUUGUUAUUAAUUUUUAUUAUUAAUUGUUAUUAAUUAUUUUUUCCAUAUUUUUUGCCAUUUUUAUUACUGAUAAGUUAUUUUCAGUUAACUAACAUAUUAAUGUCUAAGGAUUCUUACUAAUUUGUAACUGACUGCAACAGUGUCUUUCUCCCUCUCCCUCCCAGGCUGUUCUUGUAAUAGCUAUGAUUUUUUGAGCUUGAAUGUUUGAUAUUUUUUUAGUCAUUGUCUUUUCCUAAGGAUGUUAAGCUUAGACUUCCCUUUUUUUAUAAAUGAAUAUACAGUUUAGUUGAAAUACUACGAAACAAUAAUGUUUCAUAUUUUCAAUGAUCAAUAAUUAAAUUCCAUUUGAGCACAAGAUUUGAGGUUAGACAUGAAAUAAGGAUAUUUAGAAGAAUUUGUAUCAUUUAUUUCAUACCUUUAGAGUUUAUAGGUAGGCUGUUACUUUGAUGGCAUCAAUUCCGCUAGAAGAGGAACUCCGAUCCUGAGAGCCAGUAAAAUUGUCUGGUUUCAUUGUAAAAUUAAAUAAAUGAUAAAUAGAUA
Molecule: messenger RNA, 4519 nt
Organism: Penaeus indicus
Lineage: Eukaryota; Metazoa; Arthropoda; Malacostraca; Decapoda; Penaeidae
Product: nucleoprotein TPR-like
Exons: 12
Coding region: 1-3339 (1112 amino acids)
Source: RefSeq, a predicted model, not a curated record